Microthlaspi erraticum is the source of this 765-nucleotide messenger RNA. Lineage: Eukaryota; Viridiplantae; Streptophyta; Magnoliopsida; Brassicales; Brassicaceae. The record is from the annotation of a GenBank genome assembly.
AUGGGUCCGUCUCGGUCCUCAUAUACACUAAAAGUAAGUUUCCACCAUUUGGAGGGAAAAAGCUACAUUUCAGACUCCUUACCUCUUCCGGUUCCAAACCUGGUCCAUUUGAUGUUCCUCCCUUGGAUUGAGACCGUUUCACUCAUGUUUCUUGGCAUAGUCAUGUAUAGAACUAUUAAUCCAUGUUGGGUGAUGAGGAAGUUCGGGUCGGUUGAGCCGGAUAAUUACUGGUACAGGGUCUGCGAAGGAGAUGCAGAGUCUGUGGUGAAAAGGCCUUGGCAUUUGCUGUGGAAAUCGAGGAGGUUGAUGGAGAUAGUCUCUGCGAUUGCGUCGAGGUUGAACUGGGACUACGAUGCAGUGCAUAUUGAGAGAGGAGAGAAGGCGAGAAACACGGAGCUUUGGCCUAAUCUUGAGAAAGAUACUUCACCGAGCGCUCUCUUGUCGACGUUGCAGGACAAGGUGGAAGAAGGGAGGAAUCUCUACAUUGCGACGAACGAAGCAGAGUCGUCGUUGUUUAACGCUUUGAAAGACAAGUACGCUACUCAUGUUCUUGACGAGUAUAAAGAUCUGUGGGACGAGAGCAGCGAGUGGUAUUCGGAGACUACGAAGCUUAACGGAGGUAACCCGGUGGAGUUUGAUGGUUACAUGAGAGCGUCUGUUGACACUGAAGUGUUCUUGAGAGGGAAGAAGCAGAUUGAAACAUUCAAUGACCUUACUAACGACUGCAAAGAUGGAGUUGGGACUUGUAACGUUGCAGCUACUUGA